Molecule: messenger RNA, 945 nt
Organism: Rotaria socialis
Lineage: Eukaryota; Metazoa; Rotifera; Eurotatoria; Philodinida; Philodinidae
Source: the annotation of a GenBank genome assembly
AUGCAAAGUCCUCUUCCACAAGUAAAGUUGAAGGCGCACAAUUUCGCUUAUUCAGAUCCAUGCAAUCUAUCAUCUCGUACUCAAUAUAAACAUGUUGUAUUUGAACGGCACGAUCGGGAAACACUUUCGGUUCAAGCCAAAACUCUAUUUAAUUCCCGAAUGAUUUUUGAAAGCGAUGCUGAACUAGAAUGGCUACUCGAAAAUGUACAUAGUACAAUGAUUUCAAUAAAAAUUAAUGAUGAUCCCUAUGAAAUCAACAGCAAUUAUGUUCUCAGUGACAGUCAGCGGUUUGUUCUUGUUCUUCAUGGUUUUGAUGAAACCGAGAGUUGGACAACCUGGACGAAAAUGAUUCAGCCACUGAGCCAACGAUACUCCUAUUCAGUUAUUUUUGUCGAUUUACCGGGUUUCGGUCGAUCAAGUGGACGUGAUUCAAAUCAAACGAGCUGGAAACGAAAUGGACCAGAGAUUAUCAUUGCUAUUCUAUCUAGUUUUCACAUUGAAAGCCCUGUCAACAUAUUGGCUACCUGUGGAGGAUCAGCUACAAUAGUGCGCACCAUCAAUCGAUAUCCUGCAUGGUUUCGUGAUCGUAAUCUUAUCUUUACAAAUUCUGUGAUAGGUGAUUUUGGUGAAUCAAAAGUCGGAGAUUUUGAAAAAAAUUUAACACAAUUUAACAUUCAUAUCAUCGUACAUUGGUUUCCUGAUGAAGAUCAUACCCAUCAUUGUGUGGCAUACAAACGGUGGAACAAGUUACGGCAGUCCGGAUUUCGCCAUGUACAACUCAUUGACUUUGAUCCUGUGAAACAAACAUCACAACUUGUCUACCCUGAAGUAAGAGUGCUGAAUAUUGGCCGUUGCUCAUUCAAACAUAAGGCAAUAGUGUAUCAACUCAGUGAAGAAUAUAUCCAGCAGAUUAUCAAUACUCUAUCAGCAGGAAACGACAGUUAA